CUUUGCUUUGCCUUGGCCUUCCUAUGCGGGACGGCGGCGGCGGCGGGGGGAGCGGGGGCGCUGCUACCGGUCGUAAAACUACGGUGGCAGCAGCCCGAAGAUGGCUGAGUCCCCGGAGGAGGUGGCCGUGCUGGUGCAGCGGGUGGUGAAGGACAUCAACAGCGCCUUCAAGCGCAACCCGCACAUAGAUGAAAUUGGAUUAAUCCCCUGCCCUGAAGCCAGAUAUAAUCGAAGCCCAAUAGUUCUGGUUGAAAACAAACUUGGAGUGGAAAGCUGGUGUGUCAAAUUUCUUUUGCCCUAUGUCCAUAACAAGCUUCUUCACUACAAACUAAGAAAGCAGUGGCUCAACAAAGAAGAGUUGAUAGAUAUCACAUGUACCUUGUUGUUGCUGAACCCAGAUUUCACCACUGCAUGGAAUGUAAGAAAAGAAUUGAUAUUGUCUGGCACUUUAAACCCCAUUAAAGACUUACAUCUUGGGAAAUUGGCACUAACCAAGUUUCCGAAAAGUCCAGAAACCUGGAUUCAUAGACGAUGGGUUCUGCAACAUUUAAUCCAGGAAAACUCCUUGCCCACUCUUGUGACUAAAGGGAAUUUAGAAGCUUUACCCACGGAAAAAACACAGCGGCUGGUGAAAGAAGAAAUGGAUGUUUGUUGUGACGCUGCUGGACGAUAUCCAAGUAAUUAUAAUGCCUGGUCCCAUCGUAUCUGGGUGUUACAAAAUUUGGCAAAGCUCAAUACAAAGAUUCUCCUUGAUGAACUUUCUUCCACUAAACACUGGGUCUCCAUACAUGUUUCAGACCAUAGUGGAUUCCACUACCGUCAGUUUCUAUUAAAAUCUUUGAUUGUCAGAACUGGGACUGAUUGUAUUAUAAAGUUAUGUGAUCACCCAACCAAUCAACAAACAUCCUGUUUUCCAAAAGAUGAAGCAGAUGAAGGUGCAGAAGCUUUUUGCGUGGAAAAGCAACAGCCAGAUCACUCGCUGUAUCUGAAAGAGGAAAUAGAGCUCUGCACUGAUUUAAUUAACACUUAUCCAGGGCAUGAAACAUUGUGGUAUCACAGACGUCAAGUCUUCUACCUUCAAAACCACUUAAAGAAGUGUCCAGUUCCAAACAUUUGGUCAUCAGCUUCAAACAAUAGUGAUGGAACAGUUAAUAAUUCACAUCCUCAUGUUACAACUGGCCAUACCACACAAGCCAUGGAUAUUGACGGCUUAACGGAAUGCAACAAACAAGGCUACAGUCAAGAAACCAAACGCCUGAAGCGGGCUCCUAUGCAGGACUGUAUCAACAUGGAAGAAGAAUAUAAGUUCAUCGAUCACGUUUUGUCUACGUGUAGGGAGGAGGAUCAGGCAAGGUUUGCAAGUUCAUACAGAAAAUGGCUAGUUUCUUUUCUAGGCCAGUGAAGAUCUUUAAAAACUCUUUAGGGUCUUUGUUUAGUGCAAUAUCCUCUUUACAGACAGGUGUACUUAGGACCCCUGGCACUUUUCACCCUUCUGUUAUUCCUGCCACUGCUAAACUUCAUUUACUGAUGUUGGGUUUAGUUCUAUUUAUAUUUUUAAAAGCCACUUUGUGUUAAUUUUUAUGGAUCUUUGUAGGAUAGCCCCACCUAAAAAGGAACUGUUUAGUGUUAGUAUAAAUUAAGUGCAAAUUUUAAAGUCACUAACUGGAGUAAUACGAAAACAGAAAGAUAUAUCUACUGGUGAACAAUGAUUUCAUUCCUAAAUACCUCGUCCAUAAUAAAUACACCUAAUCAAACUCAUUGGUCAGUGAAAACAAUGGAAAAUCAUUCAGCAUGACAAUGUCAAAAUGGUUUUGAGUACAAGUCUUCAUCUUAUAAUUGCAUUGCAUCACUGCUCUUCUGAACUCUUUAUUUCACAUUUGAAUUGCUCUGAUAAUCUUACAGUCCAAUGACUUUUUAUUAUUAUAGUGAAAGUGGGAUAUGCUUAUGUGAAAUUGGAUAGUUUUGUAAAAAAAAAAAAAAGUCCACUAAACUAAAACUAACUAGUUCAAUAUAAGAACACUUGUUAUUUAGGGUUUUUUCUGGCUUUUGUGAAUUUGGAGGCUUUCAUGAAUUUUAAGGUUGGAAGAUAUGGAAAUAUAAGAUCAUGACCAAGGAACAAACUUCUAUCUACUCUUAUCCCCACCUGCAAUUUUCUUGGCACAUGCAAAUUUUUCCAUUCCUAAAAUACAAAAAAUGUUUCAUACUUGGAUUUUAUUGUAUGUGAUGAUAUAUAUGAUAGAUACAGGGUAUGUUAGACAAUGCUGACCAUCAAUGUUAUCUUUGUAAUGAUGUUUCACUUAAAGGACAAUCUAUCAUGCACUGGGGCUCAUUCAUCUUUCAUUUAUUGCAACAGGGCCAUGUAUGGCUCCUUUGCAAGACCCAUUUAAAUCACUUGAGGAAGUACAGUGCUCAACAAAAUGAGGUGCUUGUUUGAGUUUUCUUCAGGUUAUCCACGUAAAUGCGGACAGGAAAGAAGAAAAUGCAGAGGCAAGCAGGUUGUUCAUGAUGGGGGAGACAAUUUCUUCGGUGCUUCAGCUGGACUGAGUUUGUGUAGGCUUUUGAAGAGACUAAUGGAAUAUGACUUGAAAUCCAUUUUUGCUUUAUUUAUUUGUAGUUUUCAGCUGAAAUUCAAGUUAGAUUUGCUGCAGUUACAUAGAGGCAAUUGUAGCUAUUCAGUUUGGCUGCCCUUUCAUUAUAGAAUAAAGUAAAAUUCUAUCUUUAAAUUUGCAUUUGUACUUCCCAGGGAAAGCACAUGGGAUUUUAUACGCAAUAAAAUCAAAUUCCAAGUCUGAAAUUAAAUUGCAGAGUAUUUCUGUAUUUUAACCUUUGCUUAUAGCUUGCAAAAUACAGAGGGUAUGUUUGCAGGGUUUACAGAAAUGUAACCAGAAUGACUGAAGAAAAGUAUAAUUUUAAGAUUCAGAGAAAUAACAGAUGAACAAUUCCAUUAGAAAUGGAAGAACAAACAAGAACCUGCCUUUUACAGCCCUAACUGCAUAAUAUUGAGGGCCUGUUGCAAGCAAACUGGAAGUUAAAUAAAUAAGCAUAGCAAACAUGUUUUCUGAAAAGUGGGGUUGUCUAGAAAUACAAAUUCACACAGAAACAUGACAAGCAUCUCUAAACGCUAUACGCGGUAUUUAUUUAGAGUAUAGAUGAAAAUUUCUGAAGUUGGAUUAAUUGAGAAUCCAUUUGUGAACACUAAUUUGACUGGUUCCUUUGAAGUCUCAGAAUAGGAAAAAUAGCAUACAAGAAUCACAUAUAUUUAACUAUGCCUCUGGGCACUAGUGCUUAUUACCAUACAUUAAAGGCACCUAGCAGGGUUCUGCGCUACUAAAUAGCAAUAUAUUAAGCACUUAGCAUGUCAGAAGUCAAAAUACUGAGACCUAAUAACUCAACCAUGACGCUAGUGAGGAAACACCUGACCACCUUAUCCAAUACCAAGUGUUUCUUCAUAAAAUUUGUUAAUUGUAUCAAUACACACUACAAGCACCACAGAAUAUAAUCUGUGGAUGGUGUUAAGAAUUCAGGAAGUGUUACAAUGCAAUUCAAGUUGGCUCUGAAAAUGAGGCACAAAGUGCCUCCACUAGAAGGAUUCUAGAGGAUUCAUUAUUUUAUUAAUCUCACAUCCUAAAUUUUGUUGAUCUGCAAAUAAGCCAACAAACUAGUAUAGCUAACGGAGUAAUUUAAAUUUGGCUUAAAAUGAACUAAAGAAAAGUUAAGCUGUUCCACAUUCACUCUUAUGUCAUGGACAAUGCUGACCUCGACUAAUUGCAAGUAGUCUGAGUUCAGUAGAACUCUAAACAAGUAAUCUAAUUCUCCCCUAUUCACACUUACAUAUUUAAAGGUUAACACCUUCCCCCUCCGCCCCCCAAAUGACUGGUGUUGGAAUACACACAGUUUAAUCAGUCUCUUUUCAGCUCAUUAGGCUAUUUUGCUCACUUGUAAUUGACUGCUCCUUUGCUGUUUGCUAGAUUGCAUCACAUUUGAACUGGUACAUUUUUACUUAUUCUUAUAUAAUUGAUAAGAGCCUAUGCUAUCUUUCCUAAAUGUAAGCUACAGAUGUUUGUGGAUAUCAUGGGGUACUUCAAAAAUUACAAUCCCUUUUAAAAAAGGGGUUCCCAACUCCCAGUCCCUGGCCCAGUACUGGUUGGGAACCAGCCCGCACAAGCGGCAGGCGAGUAUGUGAAACUCCAUUAGUGCAAGCAGCAGGUGAAUGUGUGAAACCAUCCCCUUACCCCUCUCCCCACUACACUGGUGAGCUGGAAAGGUUAGGGACCGCUGCUUUAAAAUAGUAAAUUAGGAGAUCAACAUAAGCAAACAAAACCUAUAAGUACAUUAUUAUUUGUGAAUUGAUCUAAAAAUUAACUCUUCAUCUCCGAUACCUACUCAGUAUCUUUGGAUGACAGUUGUACCACAGAUACCAUUGAGAUAGUUGAACUUUUACUAGCCUUUAUAUCAUUUUUUCCCAGUUUCAGUCUUGUUUUGAUACUGUUUGCAUCAUACUAAACAUCUGCUAAACAUUAUUUUGCUUUUAACUCUGAACUGUGAAAGCAGAAUGUCUUCUAUGAGUAUAGGUAAAGUACAGGUAGUUCUUGACUUACAACCAUUCGUUCAGUAACUGUUCAAAGUUACAGUGGCAUGGAAAAAAGUGACCGAUGACUGUUUUUCAAAUUUUGACAUUGUUGCAGCAACCCUGUGAUUGCAUGACCAAAAUUCGGCCACUUUACAACUGGCAUGUAUUUAUGACGACUGCAGUGUCCCAGGGUCAUGUGAUCCCCUUUUGCCACCUUCUGACAAGCAAAGUCAAUGAGGAAGCCAGCCUCACUGAACUGUGUUACUAACUUAACAACUGCAGUGAUUCAUUUAACAACAAUGGAAAGAAAGAUCAUAAAAUGGAGCAAAAUUAACUUAACAACUGUCUCUUUUAGCAAUAGAAAUUUUGGGCUCAAUUGUCAUAAAUCAAGGACUAUCUGUAUUUCUCAGUAGGGGUAAAUAGGCUUGUCUUAAUGAAUAAAGAAUUGAAAGGUUUGACUAUUUCAAAAGCUUUCUUGAUAGCUUUCUUACAUUAUUGCCCCCCCCCCUUAUUGCUUUACAUUAAGUGGCUAAGACUCUGAGCUUAUGGAUCAAAAGGUCGGCAGUUCAGUGGUUCGAAUCCCUAAUGUCGCAUAAUGGGGUAAGCUCCCGUUGUCCCAGCUUCUGUCAACCUAGCAUUUUGAAAGCACAUAAAAAUGCAAGUAGAAAAAUAGGGACCACCUUUGGUGGGAAGGUAACGUGUGCCUUUGGCAUUUAGUCAUGGCGGCCACAUGACCACAGAGAUGUCUUCGGACAGCGCUGGCUCUUCGGCUUUGAAACGGAGAGGAGCAUCACCCCCUAGAGUCAGGAACAACUAGCACAUAUAUGUGAGGGGAACCUUUACCUUUAAUGUUCAUCAUAGGUAGAAAAUGAUGCUGAUCCUUUUAAUAAGGUCUGCAUGUUUGUAACCAACACCAACAGAAGCCAUUGAUUUUCAGCUUUAUGUUUGCAGCAGUGGUUGAUCUGUUUUUCCCUGCUUAUUACAACUGACAGAGUGUAUAUACAUUGUUUUUAAAUACAUUUUGUUUUAAUGAAAGAAUAAAAGGAGAAUUUAAGCAAUCUACUUAAGUUAUUAUGAGACAUACUGUUAGCUCUAUGUAGAAAACAUCAGAAAAAUAUCAGAAAAAUUAUACUUUAUUAUUAUUAAUUCACCUUAUACCUUAUAUCUGCUUUAAACCUGCAGUUCAUUACCUCUCUAUAUCUUAUCUGGAAUAUUAUUUGCAUAAUAAUGCAGUUUGUAACUCUUCUAAGAAAAUAAAGUUGUCUGCCAGUAUUAGAAAAUGACUGGCUGUUAGUGUACAGUUAAAUCUAAUAGCCUGGUUUGGAAAGUUAUUCAGUGGUUUCCAUUGAAAAUAGUAGCAUUUUUCGAGAAUAUCAACUAAAAAAGAAGUAUAUCACUUCCAUUCUUAGUUAUUCUGGAUAUAAUUGAACCUGAAUUUUACAAUCAUUUUGAACGGCAGAACUUAGACUGCCAACUUUUAUUUGUCCUAGGUGUUUCAAAUGAAAAAUGGAUGUGAAUUGUACAUGCACCUAUAGACCAGUGUUUCUGAGGCUUGGCAACUUUAAAGGUGUGGAUUUCAACACCCAGAAUUCUUCCUUUUUUAAAAAGUUGCCAAGCUUGAGCAACACUUACCUAGAUACAUUCCCUCAAAUGAUAGAGUUUCUGUUGGAUUUUAAAUGCUUUUUGAUAAAAGCAUUUAGAGUAGUGGGGCAUCCAUUACUCUAAAAUGUUUUGAGGCAGCUUUUAUUGAACAAAGCCAGUACUCGUUGAUAAACGUUUUUCUCUCUUGCUGUGUUUAAUUUGUUGUGUCCUAAGUUGUUUCCUUCUUAAAGAGUAUGGUGGUACCAUGGGGAAAGUUGUCUCUUAUAGGUAACACUUGACUACCUCCCAAAAAACAGGGAUAAGGCCAUCUCUUCAGAUGAGCUUCUUUUUAUGUAGAACCUCGUCCUUGGGGUUGAAAAAGUGAGAACUGUAGGAAGCCUAUCUGAUAUCUUAGGAAGCACUUGUUUCAAAUAGUUUUCUAAGUCAAAAAAUUUCAGUGCCUAGACUUCAUUUUUCCAUUUCCAUAAACUGAGCGCUCCGCUGUUGUCAAAAGAAGGAAAUGACCACAUGUGGUCAGUUAAUGCUUUCAUUAGAUAGUAAAGUCAGUAGUGAAAAUGGAUUCUUCCCUGUGAUUUCUAACUCAUAAUGCUAAUUUUACUCAGGGCAUAGGUUAACUAGUGCAUUAAAUACUUUUUACCAUUAUGUCGUCUACUGUUGUAAAUUCUUAGAUGCCUAAAAAUGGUAUUUUAUCAGUCUAGCUUUCUACCUUAUUUUAAAAAUGGCUUUUUAAAAAUGGGUUUUUUAAAAAAAUUGUGUGGCUCUUCUUCAGUUUUCUUUGUGUUUGAAACAAGUUAUUUUGUCUUUUAAAUCAAAAUAGCUAUGGGCUCCAUCUUAGGUUAAGUACCAGUCUCUUUGUACUGGACGGUUCCUGAAAUGAAGAGGUGAAAUUAUGUUUUACUUAACAGCACAAAUUAUUAAUUUCUUCUCUCAAUAUGACAUCUGAGCAUGUCUUCUAAUACCAAGGAUAUGAAUCUAGUAUAGAUCCAAUAUUAUGUGAUUAGAGAUAUUAUACUCUUAAGAUGCAAAUCUUAGCAAUUAGGUUGAUAUUUGUGUAUAUUUAAUAGAACCAAUUAUUAGGAAUAUACUUUUUAACAUGGGGCAAACUCCAAUGAAACUUAAAUGCAUAUGUUAAUUAAUAUUUACUCUGAUGUAAAACACACUGUCUUUAGUAAGUUUACUCCCAGAUAAAUAUACAUAGAAUUGCAUCUUAGGGCACAUUUAAAUCCCAUUUAUUACUAUGCUCUCUGAAAGUAAGGCUUUAAGAGUGCUAAAUAUUCAUACAUACACAGAAAUAAAUCCCACUGUGUACUACCAGGUCUUUGUAUAGAACAGUACUGUAUUACUUUUUAAAUUGGUUAGACUUACAUUUUGAAAUGUGUGGAAAGUAUUCAGAGCUAAAUGUGGAAUUAAACAUAAGAGGAAUUAAACACAAUAGUGUAUAACAAUGUGCUUUUAAAAAGCUUGUUUAUUUCCACUAUACUGAAUGUAGCUUACAUAAGUAACUUUAAACAUGAGUGAAUUAAAUGUUUUUUUAUUCAUUUCUUCGAAACCUUAGAAGCUUUUCUGGAAUUAUUUUGUUGGAUUUUUUUUUUUACUUUAUGAAAGUAAAGUUUCCUGCCUUGGUGCAAUUUCAGCAUAAAUUUUCCAGUAAAACUGCUUUCAGUUUAUAUGUUCUGUUGCUCCAAAGUAAUCAAGUAGAUUAAUACUGAUAGGAGCAUUUCAUAUUAAACAGAACAAAGCAAAGCUGUAGCCCAUACAAUAUUUGCUUCCCACUAUGUAAAUUGAGUUGUGGUGAACCAUGAAUUUGCUUGUAAGUCCUUUUUCAUGAGGUUAGAAGCUUUCCCUUUCAACUUCAAAUAAACCACAAUCCUCCACAAUGUUCAGAUGUGUGCAUAGUUCUCCCUGUGUAUAUGUUUCAUGUAUUCUCAUUCUGAUUUCUUCCUAGCGCUAAUUUAAGCACAUUGUGUCAGUCUCUCCCUUCGGCAAGGGAGCAAUCCCGGUGCUUUUUGCUAUCUCGUGAAAUACUUUGUUUUCAAUUACAUCUGAAUCAUGCUUUUUAAUUCUUCAGUAGUGAUGUGGGAAUGCAUCCUGCCAUUUUCCUCUAAAUUGAGGGUGGCAGCUUUAAGACUUGUGGCAACUUUAAGACUUGUGGACUUCAACUCCCAGAAUUCCCUAGCCAGCCUUGUUAAAUCCACAGGUCUUAAAGUACCAAUGUUGGACACCCCUGGUUUAUAUAAUACAUUUUUAAUUCAUUGGAAAAAAAUGACCAAAUGAAAUUGUGUGCUUAGCACCAAAAAUAAAAAUCUAAAUAGCUUGUUCUGUUGUUCAGAUGUAAAGAAGGAAUUGGUCUUCUAGCUUUUGCAUUGUAUUGCAAUAAAUGGUAACAAUGGUUAGUAAAUUACUUGCAGCAUAUUAAUUUCAAUUUAAUUCAAAACACUACAGUUUAAUGCUCUGAAUUUGUUCUGCAUUGCACUAGCAAUUAAUAAGUUAAAAUCUUUCCAUUUUGAUAUAGAAUAAAGCAAUAACUAUAUCAAUGAAGUUGUUGAUUUAUCUGCAGAUGUUCUAAUUGAUAUCAAUUUGUUAAUGGCUGUUACAUGAUUCUAACAUCUGCCAAAUUUGCAUUCAGCAAAAAUGUAAGUGAAAAUUAUAAUUCACUCUUAGAGUCCCUGUUUACAUGUGCAUUCUUAAAUUGCUGGGGAAGGAUUUGUGUAUGUAUUCAUUUGAUUUUAUGCUACCCUUAUUGUACAUUACACUAAAACUGUUGGAUAGUACCGAUUAGGUAGAAUAAAUUAAGUAAAUAUUAAGUAGAUUGUUUCUCUGCAUAGAUACAUCCUGGAAUUCCACUGGUUUGCCCUUAAGGAAAAAUAAUAUAUCUUGAGUAUAGAGCAGAACACUAGCUAAAAUGUUAAUUUGAGUUAUAGCUCCUCCUUCAACCAACUAUUUAUGAUGUUCUUUGAAUGGCUUCAAACACAUUACGUUGAGGAAAUGUGUAAAAAAUUUUUUUUCCAGCAAACUCAUUCUAAAGUUUUAAUCAGCUGACAUACACAUGCUUGCUCAGUGUUUCCUGACAGUAAUUGUGAUAGCUUUACAAUACUUGAUCAGUCUGAAUAGUUGACUGAGUUUAGGAGUAGCUUGCAAUCUUUUCAGGUUAAUGAUUAAGCCACAUUAUAAAAGAAAAAGUAGAAGACAUACAAAUAUUCUUGACAAACAAACCCUUAGAGUCAUAGUAGUUUUGAGGCAAUGAAGAAUGUACUUGGACAGGCUUGGCCUCUUUCUAUGCUGCACUUCAUUUGUAGUAUUGUUAUUAGUAGCUAAUCUCAGCUAUAUUUAUAUAUUUUUAAAUAUAAGUACUUCCUACUUAAAAUAUAGACAAAAGGAUUUAGAACAGUAAUGGACACCUUGAAAAAGGAUUUUCUUAAAAAAAAUGUACAGUUUAAACCAAGGGUGUCCAACUUUGGCAACUUUAAAACCUGAGGACUUCAACUCCCAGAAUUCUUCAGCCAGCAUUCUUAGAAUUCUGGGAAUUAGAGUUGACAAAGUUGAACACCCCUGGUUAAAAAUGACGUUUUUUUCUUUUAGGAUGACUCACUAAAGAAACAGAACAAUCUGAACAGUUUGAAUAAACCACAGAAUUCAGCUUUUUGAUUUUGUCCCCAGCUUAGAUUUUUGUUAUUUCCUACAGAAAAAUAAGGCAAAUAUGCCAAACUGCUUCACUGAAAGAUCCAUUUCUGAUGCAAAAAUAUGGUUUGUAUUAUUAUUGGCCUCAGUAUUAAAUCAAAGGCAGUGAAACUAUGAUGAUGUGAUGCAGUACAAAUGUAAACCUUUUUUAUGCUACAGUAUUGCUUAGUAGAAGACUUUGUAAUACUUUUGUGUGUAAUUUCUUUGAUUUUGUCAUUUUCAAACAACACGGUACCUAUUUUGGUGCAAUAAAAUGUCCUUUAUAGCUGCUUUCAUUGUUUUUAAUUGCUGCUAUAAUUUAGUACUGUAACUACUUAGGAACCCUUAGUCUUUCCAUAUUCAUUAUCAUUGGUAUCCCUUCUUUCUUUAUAGAUUUGGCAUCUUUUACUUUGCAAAUUGAUGCUUAAUUUUGUGAUUUUAUUAAAUUCUGUGUGGAUCUGGAGAAGAGUUGGAAAUGUUAUUCUGCUUAAGAUUGUAUUAGCUGGUUGUCACAGUAAAAAUGGAUGACAACUACUGAUGUCCGACUUUGGCUUUGGAUUUAUGUAUGUUAAAUGAAUUCUUUUUUUUUCUGAUUAUAUCAAACUUCAGAUUACAGACUGAUGCUUGGGGUUCUUUCCAUCCAAAUAUCUUCCAGUUCUAAUAAGUAAAAUCACAAUAGUGACAAAGGCAUUGAGCAGCAAAGUGAAUUUUUCACUAUUUAUCAUUUACAUUUGGGUGUUUAUGGGGAUUUUGUAUGUGUUUAUAUAGAAUGUUCUAGUACUAAGCACAGUGUAAGUUAUUGUAUUAGUGUAUAAAAAGAAAAAAUAGUGUACUUUUUCUGGUUAAAUAUAGGCAGUUUUUAAAUAAAAUUUUCUCCUAGAAUCUCAGUCUUCCUCUUUCAUUUUUUCAUAUACUAAAAACAUUGUUUUUUUAGAUUUCCACCUGCUAUUCAUAUCUUUAGAUCAGAAAUGUACAACUUUGGCAACUUUAAGACUUGUGGGUUUCAAUUCCCCCAAAUUCCCCAGUCAGCCAUGUUGGCCAUGGAAUUCUGGGAGCUGAAGUCCACAAGUCUUAAAGUUGCCAAGCUUGGACACUUCUGCUUUAGUUAUUAAAACUUAGUGCAAAUAUUUAACAUUGGCUCAUGAGAAUGACAAUUCUAUCGUUUAGGUGUAACGAAUGAUAUCGCUACAUUCCUGUAGGAGUCCAUUUGAAUGAAAGCAUUGAAAGCAAAUAUUAAAAACAAAUCCUAGAAGAAACAAACAGGGAUAUCGUCGCUCUUGCAUAUAUUAUAGAAUACACAGGAUUGUAUUAUAUUCCACGUGGCAGUUUCCUGAAUAGCAGCUAUCACUUAGAGAGUUUGAAGUACCAGGAGAUUUCAGUGUUGAAGGCUCCAUGCUUCUGGCAGCUGUCAUAUCAAAUAGGCAUUUGGACACUUCAGCACUCUAUUGUUAUUAUCAUUAUUAUUGAAUCCAUCUAUUUUCCUUGGCCCCAAAAAUCUGACAGGAAGUAGCCUGGAGGAGUCAGCAUGUUUGACAAGAAAUCAGAAGUGGGUCAUUUUUUAAUCAUGAAGUUUGAGAAAUUCCUUGCAGCAUAGAAAUUGCCAUAAUUGUGACAUCAAUAGUGUAUUUAUUUAUUGCAAGCACUUUUAUGCCUCCAAUCAGAAAGUAAAUUUAAAUGCAUCACACUUGUUACACAUUACAUCAUCCUUAAAAAGAAAAAAGACAAUCAUAAUGCCAGGUGUUUAACUUUCUCAGUUAUGUUCUGCUUGCAUAUCACACCCAGAAAUACUUACCCUGUUAAACAUUAAUUUCCUCUUAAGUAUGAAAACAAUAAUCAAAUGCAAUGCUAAAUAUUUCUAUCCUUGUCUAACAAUUUGUAAGAACAGGAACAAUAAAUAUGAAGCAGGUAAAAUAAGAAAAUGUUAAUAAAAUGUUUGAUUGACCUAUGCUCUCAAUUUGGCAUUGACUGUUAGCAGUGCAGAGAUAGAUUUUCUCCUAGACAAUGUGUCUUCACCCUGGUACUUUGAGUUUUCCAACUGUUCCCCCAUCAACAUUGUAACUGAGUUUGCAAUAGUCAACCUCUUCUCUUCAUUCUGCCUUUCCCAGCAUUACAGACCUUUCCAGAGGGUUUGGUCUUCACAUAAUGUAUUCAAAGUAUAAACUGAGCCUGUUCAUCUGUGCCUGUGGGUUGAUCAGUUCUAUCCAUUUUUUUCUGGAAUAUAAUAAAAUACCGCAUAUGAUUAUUUUAAAAGGCCUGGGAGAAUUAAAAUUAGGUAUUUUCCUAGCAUUCAAAGGAUAUCGAGAGUUGUGGAAAUGAAAAGGUAUGCUUGUCAAGAAGCCCUUGUCAUGGGCUUCUUGACAGUAUAUCACAGCUCAAAAUGUAUCCUGGAGAAGAGCUUCCAAAAAUGUCCACAUACAAAUCGCUUUAUAAGAAUAUUUGUCAACAAAAAACCUGGAAUUACCAUGAAAGAAAAAAGAGCUGUUCAGAUUUUGAACAACGAAAUUGAGUGAUAGGAUAAGGAAUAGAUUUUUAAUGAAACUAAGGUGGCUUAAUUUCCUUUAUGUAGAUGUAACAUAUUCUUUCUUUAGCACAGAAAGACUUUCUUUAGUCUUUCUUUGGACCUCAGGGACCACUAAAAUCAUAAUUUUAAAUCCCGCAGACCACUAAUAUAAAUUUUUUAAAAAGAUAAAUAGUAUAUAGCAAAAUAUAAAAAAAGGUAAAUAAUUUUUCUGUGGACCACCAACAUCCAUGGACCAUCAGUUGGUGACCACUGCUUUAGCUUAAUUGUAUACUGGUAAUGCAUUGAAAUAGAUGUUCAUGAGAAAUCAAUUAUGUUUUGCUAGAGCAAAAGACUAACAAUUAAAAAUAGUCUUAUAAGUAUUGAAAUACCUAGACAAUAGGCUGCACAACACUGAAAGAAUCGUACAGCUGUUGAGAGAAUCACAUUACUAGUUGUUAUCUACUGGUACACAGUUCAAGAUGCUGUACAAAAUUUUACUACUAGGUUUUAGCAGUUUAUCUGGAAGAGCCAGGAAUAUUUUAAAGGUACAGAUUACUAUCCCUGAAUAUUUAGCAUUUUCCUGGAUGUUACAAUUGUUCAUUUGCGAAUAUUUGCAAAUGACAAUUUUUAUAUUUGUUCAUUAAUCAGAAGAUACUGUAUCUGGUUACUAUAAGUAAAUUAUAAUCAAAGGUGAGUAGUAUAUAGAAAUAGGCCUACUCAUAGAUUAACUUGCAGAAGUAUUUCCGAUUCUCGGUUAUUUAAUAAUAGAUUAUUAUUCUUCCAUCACUCCCUAAAUUAUAUUGGUCAAAUGAAGACAGCUAGGUUAAUUGAAGCAGGAGAGUGGAUUUCAUUUAACGUCAGUACUAAAAAUCUUGAAUUAAUUGUUUUAAAUGGUAUGCAUAUAUAUUGGGUUAUAUUUCCACAUAUUUUUUAAAAACUCUUCACAUAAGAGUUGUUGAAUUGUGUAAUCACUUGGAGCAUGGGGUUCUAUCUAAAGAGGAGAAAUUAAAAAACAAAGAUCAGGUGCUUCAAUUUUUUUAAAAAAAUUAAAGCCUAAGUGGUUUAUUUGCACAAUAACCCAUAAAUAGAGUACUAAUAAAUUUAAACCAUCACAACCAUGGAUGACUGCUGCACUGCCCAAUAAAUGUUUUCCCCCACCAAUAGUGAUGUCUAAGAAAUGCAUUCAACUGAAUAUAAAUUAUUAUUUUUAAUGGAUUACCCAUAAAAGAACACUGCCCAGCUUUGCUUUUCACCCAAAUUUUUCUGCAUACAGUAUGCUUUGAGGGAAGAAAACAAACUGGAUAUUAUAUUGGGAAUGGGUGGGAGGAGAACAUAAUGUAGAACAGGGGUGUCAAACUAUAGGCCCAUGGGCCAGAUACUGCCUGUGGGGUGCUUAGAUCUGGCCUAUGGGACUGGCCUGGAAAUAUCAAAGGACCUCUGCCAGCCAAAAUGGGCCGGGGGGGAUCUGCCUUUCUCUGUUUUUAAAUUCAUUAUUCCAUGUACUGAAUAUUUCAAAAUCUUUACUUUUUGUGAUAUACUUUCAAGGAUUUGAGGAAUGCUACAGCAUCCACUUGGCCUUUUCUUCUCAAGGCUAAACUUUUUCAAUGUUUCUUCAUAGGACAGUUCCUAGACACACAAACACAUCCAUCAUCCUUGAUGAUCUUUUUAAAUAAGCUCCAGCAACAUUAUUCCGAAGCCUUUCUUAAAGUGUGGCUCUCAGAACUGGACGUAAUAUUCAGGAUGACCAAUGCAAGAUAAAAUGGAAAUAUGAUGUUCCAAGGAGUAAGAAAAGAAUUGAUGCAAUCUAACCUUCCCUUUGCCACAUUCAUUUGCUGCUUAAUAUUCAGUUCAUAAUAAGCUACAUCAAGUAAUGUUACCAAGUUAAUCAUUCCCACCCAUCCCACACCUGUAGUUUGAUUAUUGCUUCCUAUGUGGAGUUUACAAUAGUUUCUGCUAAUUUUUUUUCUGUUAUUUCCUAACCUAUCAAGACCACUUUAAAUGUAUGAUUGCUUUCUAGAGCAUUAGCUAUGCCCUGCAAUUUUCUGCCAUGUGAAAUCUAACCAGCGUUCUUCCGAUUCUUAGUGCAAAUCAUUAAUGAAAAAGAUUAAUGAAGUACAGGACGCAGGACCAAAUUUUAUGGCAACCUAGAUAAAUCAGUUUGAUGAGCAUCUAUGGAUAACACUCUGAAUACAAUUUUAAAUUGACCUUUUUGUCAGCUUCAUUAUCAUGUUAACUACGUCACACUUAAAUAGCUUGCUAACAAGGAUGUCAUGGCACAUUUUGUCCUGUGUUUUGCUGGAAUCAAGAUAUUUCUACCAUCAAAAUUACCCAAUCAAAACUUGAAUACGUUUUCUCUUCAGCCUUUUUGUCUCAGAUACUGACCUUUGCAGUAUUCAUUUCAAUUCCACUCUUCAACAUAUUCCUGUGACUACAAACAAAUCUCUAGAUAGUCCUACUAUUCCAGCCCUUCAUUUUCAUUCCAAAUAAUUUGAUUGCUUUUAUUUUUAAUUCCAUUUCUCCCGUUGGAGAUAACCUUUGUAACCAUCUUUUUAUUAUAGGCAUUUUUUUCAUUCAUAGCUUUUUUUACCUGCUUUAUUUCACUAGCAUCCAUUUUCAUACUACAUAUUAGCUGUUUCAAACAGCUUCCACAUCAGUAUUCUUCAUGUCUGUUUUAUCUUAUUACUAUUUUAUACAAUUUGCAUUGUAUAAAAUAUAUAAAAUAUACAAUUUUUUUGUAUUCCAAAAUAUUCCAGGGGGUUUUCCCUUCUUCUACCAUCAGUAAUUAUCUUUUUAAAAAAGAGAAUAGACCUUUGGUCAUGACCAUAAUUUGUUCCAUAACUUUGGUCACAAACCGAUUUGGUCAUGAUCCAAACCUGAUUUUGGAAAUUUGGUAUUUACCAAAAAAAAAAAAGGCAUGGAAAGGGAAAUAGGCCGCAAAAAAAAAAUGUGAAUUUUUUGGUCGGAAUCUAAUUUGGUCAUGGUUAGAAGAGUUCGUGACCAGAGGUUCCUCUGUACAUGACUUACAUUCUCGCUUCUUGCAGGUCAUUUCACUUUCACUUCUUGUUUCUUUUCUUCCAUGUCUUUUUUCCCCCUGAAAACCUCUUCUGACAUUAGCAAAAACUUAUCCCAAUCAAAGUCUCUCACCAUUCCUGUAGCCUUCAUUAAUUCUCACAAGCUUUCAUCAUAACAUGCGAAACAAUGGUGCUUAAACCACAUAUUUAAAAGUAACAUAUAUUUUUCUAAGCCAAUACUAACAAGCAAUCACUCUCUCCAUUCGUGGCUCUCUGAAUGUCCAGUUACUUUUUAUCUAUUCUCUCAUCUCAUUCCAUUCAUUUCAUUGCAUAGAAUAUUAUUCACCUGGAUUACAUUAAUUGAGAAUGUUAGAAUUUUUUUCAAAAAAGCCGUAACAUCUUAAAAAAGGUAGGAACCUACUAUGAUUAAUGUAUUUGCAAAUAACAUAAAAAGCAAUUUAGGAGAAGAGGGACCCUAAGAAAGAUGAAAUGCUUACACAGAACCAAGAUUAUACGUAUCUAUGAUUUUUUUAUUAAAAUUCAACACAAAGGUAGAACAAAUCAAAAAUUGGAUGAUAAAAUGAAUGCAGAAUUUUAAAGAAGUAAUUACAGGGCAACAAUGAGAAGAUUUAUGGAGAAAAAAAAUAAAAUUUACAACAAGCUACAGUCUGAGGGAUGAUGGGUAUAAAAUGUUUUAUUAAUUAUGUGAGACCAAGUCAAUUGAUUUACUUUUUUUGGUAUAAGGUGGAGUAGAGAGAUUUAUGACAGGUUUUCAAGAUUUUGUUAUUCUACAAUAAUAAGAGCAUUCCUGGAAUCCCUGCUCUUGUUUUUUCACUUUUGCUGUCCUGAAAGGCUGAUCUAGCGGUAGAGAAUGUUCUGCUUAAGCCACCAAUCUUCUUGUUUCUUUGUGGUCUCGUCAUUCAACUAGGAUACAGCAUCUCCUUUCUUUAUUUAAUAAAUCUUCAACUCUCAUCUGUCAAAGUGUAGCUACCUGCUGCUCCAAUACUUUGAACUUUUUGUCAAGUUCCAUAGUGUGCAGUUGUUAUAAAUAAACACCAAGUUAUUUUCAGGCAGGAACACACACAUGCCAUAAACAAAGCACCGCAAUUGUAGACUUCUCUCUGUUCAUCUAAGUUUUUAUUUUUUCAGAAACUUUCAUUUCUUGUUCUCCUUUUAGGCUCUCAAUUCACCCUACUGACAGGAUGGAAAAACUUGUAGCUGCUUCUCCUUUGUUAAACCCCAAAGUAGGCAAAUCAAAGAAGCAAGAAUCACACAGAUUUUAAUUCCUGACUCCAAGUUGAGGACUACCUGUAAUGUGGUCUUUCUUUGUAACUGUCUCCUCAGUUUAAUAAAUUUUCAGUGCUUAAAUCUGGAAAGAUCUGCCAGAAACACCCCUAUUUCUUCAUCAGUCCCUAAAAUGGUUGGGCCUUUGUGAACACUAUCAGUUUAAAUUACAGAUGCUGACUUUCUAGUUUGUGUAUAUAAGAAUGCUUGCUUGUUUGAAUAAUAUCAUUUCAACUGAGGGGUCCUUGGUGCUCUCUGAGCUUGGUUGUUUUCUUGCAAACGGUUCAUUACCCACGCUAAGUAACAUCAUUAGUACAAGUAUUUUGAUGAUUGCACUGAUGAUACCUAGUUUGGUUAAUUAAAUAUCUGCAAGAAAACAACCGAAACUUCACCAGAACCAAUGAUGUUAUCUAAUUUGAGUACUAAAAUGUUUUCAAGAAAAUAUCCACGCUCAGAUAGUUUGCAGCCGCCUCAUGGCCUACCCGCUGACCUGACCCGUGCCACCACUGCUGUUGCCACCUCAUGGUUGAAGCAGCCUGCCUGUUGCUCUUGCAGCGCCUUGCACAGCACAGUGAAAUUUAGCACACUUCACAAUGGAGACAGGGUCCCUCCUCCUGGAGCCCAUUACAACACGGAGCCACAAUGCGACCCUGCUUCACUCGCCCCUGGUAACAGUGGUGGUGGUGCGGGUUGGGUCAGCCAGCAGGUCAUGAGGCAGCUGUGGCGGAAAACGCAGCAGGCCAGUGUCUCGGGGCAGAGAGCAGGUCGCGUAUCUCCCCGAGUGACGAGGCAUGCCCAGGAGCACGAAUAAAGGCCAGAAGUAGCCAUCUGCUGUUUCCUGCUGCAAAAAUCUUUUUAACAACCUGACUGUCAGGCAGCGAUACCCAGCAAGAUAUGAGGCACUGGAGAAUCAGACCGGGCUGCUUCUCUUCACCGCAGUGCUUCCUGGACACGGCUUACAGCUCUGAGCCCGAACCAGUGGGAGGCAAGGGCUGCUUUGAGCGCAAAUGUACCCUGAUGAAGGCAGAAUGCUGUUGCUACGCAAAGGCAAGUACAGAGGCACUUUGCUCCCGCAGUAAGGCUCUGGACAUUGCCACCGCCACUUUGGCCCACCUGCACUCCCCCCCAUCUUGCUGUGACAUCGAGUUGCCACACCCACUCAGUCACAUGAAACCCCCCAGCCACGCUUAUCCAGCUGGUCAUUAGGGAGAACCGGUUGUUAAAUUAAUUGAAUCCCAUCACUGAAUAUAAGUAAUGGCCUGCACUUUGAUAUAAGGCUACUAUAUAUUAUAUACUAUAUUAUUAUAUUAUGAAGAGCCAUGGUGGCGCAGUUAGAAUGUAGUACUGCAGGAUAUUUCUGCUGACUCCUAUCUGCCAGCAGUUCGAUUCUCACCAGCUCAAGGUGAAUUCAGCCUUCCAUCCUUCUGAGAUCGGUAAAAUGAGGACCCAAAUUGUUGCGGGCAAUAGGCUCACUCUGUAAAAUGCUUAGAGAGGGCUGUAAAGCACUAUGAAGCGGUAUAUAAGUCUAAGUGCUAUUGCUAUUAAAAUAGUAGUAUAAAUUGUCUAUUGUGAACGUUGGGCUCUGAAAAAUAUUAAGUUACCACAAGGGUAUCCUCCACCUCAGUAGACACUGCAGCUUCCUGAUCUUGAGAGUGGUGUGACGAUAGGUACAUUAUCCCAGUAGCCCAAUUCUUCAUGCCACAUAAUGAGAGGAAAUAAGUGAGCAGAACUUUACCUUUCUCAAUCUGUAGACUGAACCCUUUCAGGCAUUUGUAGCCUGUUGGCAGAGUGCCCCAUUUGCUCGCUGAUUUAGAAUGUUAAAAGAGUCCAUUUUUUAUCCAAUAUUUCUUUAACCUUCUCGCUCCAUAUUAAUUAUGAAAAAAGUCCUUUUUCUUUGAAAGCUAUGACAUUAUUAACAUUGAUCUAUUAAGAAUUAAGAAUCUCCAGAACUCUCCUUUUUCCACAGAAAAAUUCUUCCACAGAAAAAAUUAAUUCCGCAGGUUAAUUCUUUGAAAUAACUCCUCCUUUCUGGCACUUUCAGGUAUCACCUUUUUUAAAAAAAAAUGCAACAUCUGCAUUCCUCUCCAAUUCCAACCUUAUAAAUAUCUAUCCUGAUGUUUGUGCAUGUCUUUUAAGUAUGACUGAUUUUCCUGUACCAUAAUUCUGCUUUGAAAGGCUUAUAAAUGCAGGUUUAUUGCUGUAUCACUUCGCUACAAUGUCCAAAAGGAUUUUUUUUUCACGUUUUGCAAUUGAUUUUCCAUUAGCACUGUUUGUCAAAAAGUUUUUUUUGCCAAAACACAGGAAAAAUUUAUGCAGACAAACUGAUAAGACUGGUUAGACAAUUACAUACCAUAAUCAUUAUUGACUGUUAAUGGCCAUAUAGAUGCUCCAUGAUGCUCUUUUUCUAACUUGCUCUUUCUGAUUUUCCAGUGCUACACUCACCACUGUAACUGAGCCCAUCUGCCUUGCAUACAGUAUAUAGAUUAAUACUUGCAAAUAAAUGAAGUGGAGGGGGGAGAACAUACUAGUAAGCCUUUUUUUUGUGGGGAGAAGGGAUAUGAAUGGGUUUUUCGUAACUCAGUACUUGAAACACUAAGGCAGAACACUUGUUGACAAGCUUGAAAAAACUUUAAAUAAUAUGUAGCUUGGAAACAACUAGGAGACGCACUGAUUCGUGAACCUGGACUCAUAAUAAUACUAUACAGAUAGUCCCCAGUUAAUAACCAUAAACAGGACCAGAAUUUCUGUUGCUAAGCAACAUGGUUGUAAAAUGAGAUAUUAUGUGACCCCAACCCUGAUUUUUAAUGGCAGUUCCAGUUGCAGUUAUUAGGCAUGAUGUCACAUAAUCAUCAUUUGAGACCUUCUGCUGGUUUCCCCAUUGACUUUGCUUAUCAGAAGCAGGCAGUGAAAGUUGCAAAUGGCAAUCAUAUGACCGGACGCUGUGACCAUUGUAAUUGUGAGCCAUUUGCUAAGAGCCCAAAUUGUGAUGAUUUGAUUGCGAGAAUACUGGUACAGCUGCAAUUUUGAGGCCUGGUUGUAAGUCUCCUUACAAUAUUCAGCACUGUUACAACUGUUAACGGUUGCUGAACAAAUGAUUAUUAACUGAAGACUACCUGCAAAUAGAUUUUAAUGACUAUAUAUUCCUAUGAAAAUCAUCUAGUUCUGAAAAUGAUAAAGGCAACUUCUAAUUAACUGAAAUGCUUGUUGAAAGAAAAAUCAGGUCUGUUUCCAAGUCGGGAGAAAGAUGCUGAAAUAAAAUGGAGGUAGGCUGCAGGAAAGGUCUCUGUUGGCUUGGUAGCCAGAAAUUUCAGUGACAGCAGCAUAUUUCUGGGGUGGCUGACAAAAUGAAGUAGAGAGUAGGUGGGGUUUUAUAAAUUCUUUGGGGUUUUGUGAUUUUGAUGCCUAUUCCUAUGUAAGAAUAUGUCCUUUAAUUUAAUGGCUAUUGCCAGAUUCUGAUGGGAUCAUGUAGGGGUUGUGCCUGGCUGUACAGGCAAGAGAGGAAAUGCAAAUUCUGUGGGUGUUUUGUUUGAGCUAAUCUUGUCAGUUUGGGCUCCUUGCCUAUUUUGUUGCAUAUUUGGUGGAUGGAUGCAAAAUAUCCAUUUCUAAAGACUAGCCUCUUCAAGCUUCUGCUUUAAGCUGUUUUCCUAUGGCAGGAAGACUGGGGCUACUUUCUGCCUUUGUUAAGAUUUUUCUCCUCUUCUCCUUUAGGAGAAACAUUCUAUCUUUUAAUAUCCUGUAGAAUAUAUUUAUUCCGGGGGGGGGGGGCUUCCCACACAUUUAAAUAUUAUAAGGGCCUGAAGAAUUAAUAGACUUCAGUGAGAAUUUUAUGCAUUUAUUUGUAUAAUUUAUCCCGUACCUCAAUCCUAAUGGGCUCAAGGCAUUUCAGAUAAUACACAAAAUAAGUAAUACAAUCACUUUAAUGAAUAAACCUAGUACAGUAAGUAAGUAAAUCAAAAGAGUCGCAUGUCCUUGUUUUUCUUUUUUCCAGUUAAGCAGUGGCAUUUUCCUGGUCAGAGGGACUUUGGGUCAAAAUGUUGUAUGCUUUGCAUAUUGAUCUUUUCCCCAUCUCUGUUUCUAUUUCUCCUCCCUGGUUCCCUCUUUGUGCCCACUUGACUUCCUACUAUUUAAUUCCCCACAGAACAUACUCUUUAACAAAGAAAUUCUAAAUUUCUUUGAACCUGAAUUUACCUGAAUUUAAGGCUUCUAUGGUGCUGCAUCCUGGCCUUAUGCUGAGAAAUCCUAGCAACACCACUGCUGGUUUCAGAGAGACAGAAUUGAGGGUUGCUACGUGCUGCUUCCUCUUCUUACCCUCUCAGAGCAGCACAGCAGGAAAUAUUUUAUGCACUAGGUGCAAUCCUCAUUACAAUUGCUGCCCAAAGAGAGAUUGCAAGGGAAUAAAUGACAUGAAGUAGCUGCUCCUUCAAUCUUCUGUAUGUAUUGCUAAGUGAAGGUAGCGAAAGAGCCCAAAGAGGGACAUCCUUACCCUUUCUAGACCACACUGAGGUCUCAGCAUCUUCUGUGGCUUCUGUAAAUAAUAAGCAAAAAAGGGUAAAGGCACUUCUUUGGCUUGCACAUUUCCCUGCUAUAAUUGUUGAAAGUCAAGAAACCAAGUCUGGUAUUAUUGACUGUUUAUUGUUUGCAUUAUUCACUCAAUCAAUUUAUUUAUUUAUAUGUUUUAUUACUAAAUUUGUAUGCUGCCUAUCUUGGCAAAGGUAACUGUUAUUUUUAUAAGUACAAGUAGUUUUCAACUUACGACUGCAACAGAGUCCAAAAUUUCGGUUGCUAAAUGAAACAUUUGUUAAGUGAAUUUUGCCUCAUUUUACAACUUUUCUUGCCAUAGUUGCUAAGUUAGUAACACAGUUGCUAAGUGAAUCAGGCUUCCUUAUUGACUUUGCUUGCCAGAAGUUCACAUGACCUAAGGACACAGCAGCUAUCAUAAAUAGGAGUCAGUUGCCAAGCAUCUGAAUGUUGAUCACGUGACUAUGGGGAUGCUGCAAUGAUUGUAAGUGAAAAACAGUCAUAAGUCACUUUUGUCAGUGCCGUUGUAACUUUGAAUGGCCAUUAAAUGAACUAUUGUAAGUUGAGGAUUACCUGUAACUCAAGGCAGCAAACAUACCUAAUAGUCUUUCCUCCUAUUUUUCCCACAACAAACUUGUGAGGUUUUUUGGGUUGAGAGAAAAUGGCCCAAAAUCACCCAGCUGGUUUUCAAGGAUUCCUGAGCACUCUAUAAAACCUAUUAUUUUUUGUU
Ahaetulla prasina is the source of this 21872-nucleotide messenger RNA. It is a transcript of the gene PTAR1, whose product is annotated as protein prenyltransferase alpha subunit repeat containing 1. Gene Ontology annotation, biological process: protein prenylation. Gene Ontology annotation, molecular function: protein prenyltransferase activity. The record is from RefSeq and is a predicted model, not a curated record. Bases 101 to 1402 code for a protein of 433 amino acids. NCBI's taxonomy places the organism in Eukaryota, Metazoa, Chordata, Lepidosauria, Squamata, Colubridae. The transcript is spliced from 7 exons. Gene Ontology annotation, cellular component: cytoplasm.